GUUGUAAAGGGAUUUUAAUAGCGUGUUACAAUGUAGCGGGAUGCUAAUUAUCAACAUCAUGAAGGAGUGUCAUAAUCUCGAAUGUCACAAACCCUUAUGGUGGCACAUCAGAGGCUCCCUAACCGUGAUGGAUUGAACACUGAAACAGAAGAACAUUGUUGAUCAUCUUCGUGAAGUGCCCAGUCUGGCAUGGACUGGCAGCGGGACCUGCCGUAUGACCACAUCGCAGCGGACCUGCCGCUGUCCGGCGUGCCGACGGAAGCGGACAUCCAGCAGCUCCUCCGAGACACGGAGGAGAAGCUGAAGCUCAACGCCAGCAGCAUAGAGCAGAGCCUGCGGGACCUGCAGGGCAAGAUGGGGGAGCACUGGGGUGGGGAGAGGCCCUCCAGCCCCACGGAGCUGCUGCAGUGGUUCCACCCGCGCCACCCCAACGGCCUCCGGCCCGUCGCCACGGGCCACCAGGAGCUGCUGGAGUUCUACAGAGCGCUGCAACAGUUCCUGAAGGCGGAGGAGCACGGCGAGGAGGUGGUGCUGCAGCUGCUGGUGAACGUCUCCUACCAGUGCGGCGUCUCCUUCCCCAGCUCGGCCUCGCCGGGCCCCCAGCACCCCUCGCUGCUGCCCAGCGUCUUCUGCACGGUGCGCGACGAGCCGCCCCUGGAGCUGCAGGACCUGUGGGAGGACGUGCGGCUCCAGCUGCAGCGCCACCUGCUGGAGAAGCUGGAGAUGGUCGGCGGCGGUAGUGGCGGUAGUGGCGGUAAUGCCGCCGAGAGGGCAAGGGAGGAAGCAGCUCCUCUUCCUCUACCCGGAGGGCCAGGUGUUGGCGCGCUACCAGCGUCUCCGCGCCAAGGCCGCGCGGGCGCUCCUCCAGGCCUCCCAGGCGUCCGCCGCGGCCCGGGCGGCCGAGCGGGGCUUCGAGCGGCUGGCGGCGGGCUUCCGGGGGGCUUCCGGGCGGCCGUGCCCGCCCUCGCCGCCAUGGUGACGGAGGACCUCCACGCGCUCAACGCGGUGGGCGCCGAGCCGCACGCCACCCUGGGCUUCCUCAACCAGGCGUACCUGGGCACGGUCGCCAAGGAGAUGGGCGCGCUGAUGGAGCGGGAGAUCGAGAACGCCCUGAAGGACAACACGGCGCCACAGUGGAAGGGCGCCCGCAGGCUGAGCAGGAGCAAGGCCACUGUCGUUCCUCAGGAGCCGGUGCGUAAGGUGCGUAGCUUCUCCCUGACGUCGCACCAGCUGGGCUGCCUGUCGCGGCUGGCGUGGGCGCUGCUGGAGCUGGAGCAGCGCGUGGAGGAGCUGGCCACCGACGUGGGCUUCCUCAGCUGCGCCGGGGAGGCGGCCUGCGGCCCCAGAGGGAUCCAAAAGAGAUCUAAAGAGGACCUCGAGGCAGGUCCAGGUCCAGGAGAAGGGAGCAGCGCCGCCACACCCGAUUUGCUCUUGAACUCUGCAGAGCCGGUGUCCCUGGAGUUCGAGUGGCGGGGGGCGUUUGCCGAGCUGGUGCCCCAGAUGGCCCACUGUGUGAAGGUGCUGCUGGAGGACGUGUGUGCCAGGGGCCUGCAGCAGGAGGAGGUGGCGCGCGCCAGCUCGGCGGUCCUGGCCCUGGGCACCGUGCCACAGAGACAGGGCAUCGGCCUCACCUGUCUGGAGCGAGAGUGCCCCAAGAUGAUCGCCAAGGCGCGAGGCCUCCCGCCCGGGGAGUCUCCAGGUGCAGCCGGGCCUGACACGGCCGCUGGUGGAUGUAAUGUGUGUGUGCUCACUGGACACUGGGAUCGAUACGACCAGCCCACCACCACCCACGCCUCCCUGGGCACGCGCAACAAGGGUGUCCCCUGA
Messenger RNA from Sardina pilchardus (European sardine), 1827 nucleotides. RefSeq lists its product as uncharacterized. Lineage: Eukaryota; Metazoa; Chordata; Actinopteri; Clupeiformes; Clupeidae. The transcript is spliced from 11 exons. The record is from RefSeq and is a predicted model, not a curated record. The coding region runs from base 190 to 1827 and encodes 545 amino acids.